AUGGUGUCUUUCUGGCCCUGGAAGGGCGAGGACAACUCCCCGGCCUCCUUCGAGAAGACCCUGUCGACGCUGUCUACCAAGAUCGCCCAGGCGACCACGCGACUGGACCAGCAGCGCCAAACAGCCCGCCGCUUCAAGGCUCUGUGGACCCUCUAUUCGACCUUUGCAUAUCUCUUCUACUCGAUCGUACUUGCACUAGUACUAGGAUGGGAGAGCUGGGGUGUCAAGGAGUACGCCGCCAUCGUGGGUGGCCCAGUGCUCAUAUACGGAGUACGCACAGCUGGUGCUCGUCUAUUUGAAUACCGCAUCUCUCGAAGCCAGCGCCAUCUCGAUGAGCUGAACAAACAGCGCGACGGGACCAUCGAGAAGCUCAAGGUCGCGACCAAGUACAACUCCACGCAACAGCUGCUCGAGAAAUAUGGUGGCGAGUCGCCAAAGACUAGCCCCAACCCCAAGGCUAGUCCCGACACUCGAAAGCAGGGCACGCCUUCGCAGAAACAGCAACAACAACAGCAGCAACAACAUGUAGCCCGCACGGGGCUACCUCCCCCUCCAACCGCCAACAUCCGACGUCCCCCAGGCCAGUCUCCAGUCGGACCUGGCAAUCCUCCCUCUCCUCCUCCCUACCAAACCCCCGAACAACAACAAGCUCUACCAAACGCCCCCUCUACACCUCCCAUCCCCCAACAAUUCACCGACGAGCCGGGCUUUGCGCCAAACGCAUUCCCCAGUUCCGGGCAGUAUAUCGAACAGCCACACUGGUAUGAUCGUUUGUUGGAUGUCCUGCUCGGCGAGGACGAGCUGCAGCCCCGUAACCGGAUGGCCAUGAUCUGCGGCUCUUGUCGUCUAGUGAACGGCCAGGCCCCGCCGGGUAUCAAGACGCUCGAGGAACUGGGUCGCUGGAGGUGUGGGAGCUGUGGGGCGUGGAAUGGGGAGGAGAGUGAGACGACUAAGAUGUUGUCUAGUUUGAGGCAGAACGUUAGUCCGGCUGAGGGUGCGUCUGCGCCGGUCUCGGCUGCUGAGGACGCUGUCCAGGCCGAGGAUGUGAGCGAUGACGGGGUGAUGGUUGCUGCUAGUGAGGAGGAUGAGCAGGGCGAUCAGGAUUCUGAGGUCAGAGAGGGCGAGUCUGAUCAGCCUGGAGAAGAACCGAAGGCUGAGCCUGUUCGUCGGUCUAAGCGUGGAAAGGGCAAGCAGUAG
This is a messenger RNA of Penicillium daleae, 1197 nucleotides long. RefSeq lists its product as uncharacterized. The record is from RefSeq and is a predicted model, not a curated record. NCBI's taxonomy places the organism in Eukaryota, Fungi, Ascomycota, Eurotiomycetes, Eurotiales, Aspergillaceae. Gene Ontology annotation, biological process: endoplasmic reticulum tubular network organization. The coding region runs from base 1 to 1197 and encodes 398 amino acids. Gene Ontology annotation, cellular component: endoplasmic reticulum tubular network. The transcript is spliced from 3 exons.